Dendroctonus ponderosae (mountain pine beetle) is the source of this 1177-nucleotide messenger RNA. Its product is annotated as venom acid phosphatase Acph-1. The transcript is spliced from 7 exons. Lineage: Eukaryota; Metazoa; Arthropoda; Insecta; Coleoptera; Curculionidae. The record is from RefSeq and is a predicted model, not a curated record. Bases 45 to 1109 code for a protein of 354 amino acids. Gene Ontology annotation, molecular function: phosphatase activity. Gene Ontology annotation, biological process: dephosphorylation.
CUAUAAAAAUAAUUUCCCCAAGUUUAUUUUGCGAUCGAUCCAAGAUGCAAUACUUGAUGUUUGUCUGGUUUUUUUUGGCUACCAGUUCCUGUAGGGCUGAAGACAGCGAUUCCCUUAAGUUAGUUCAUGUGUUAUUUCGACAUGGAAACCGGAAUCCAGAUCAAGCUACCCUUUGGGAAGGAAGCCCUUUCGCUAACGAAAGCUUCUACCCAGAAGGUUUUGGUCAGUUAACUAAUGCAGGCAAACGGACUGAAUAUAAUUUAGGAGUAUUGCUAAGAGAUCGAUAUGAUGAAUUUCUUGGCGACACCUGGAACAGCAAUUUGCUUGAUGUUCGAACAACGGAUUACAACCGAACUAAAAUGUCGGCAUUGUUGGUUUUGGCUGGUUUAUGGCCGCCUAGAGGCUCAAAUGUAUGGAACGACGACUUGCCUUGGCAGCCAAUUCCUUACAACUACUACUCAUCUUCAGAGGAUACUGUACUAUCAACAGCUGUGGGAAAUAGUACUUUAGCGGGAUAUUUUGAUAAUUCGGAAACUAGCGAAUAUUUAGCAUCCCGGUAUGGGGAAAUGAUGGAGAUUCUGAGCGAGAAUACCGGCAUCGCAGCGGAUGAUUACUAUGCAGCAUUCCUGACUACUGAUGGGAUAAAAGUGCUGAUACAACUGGGGUUCCCUCAGAAAGAAUGGGAACACGAGGUCUUUCCAGAGCCUAUAAAAUCUUUUGUGGUGGACUACUACUAUAUAGUUACUAAUACUACCGAACGUCGGAAGGUCGUCUCCGGACCUUUUAUUCAGAAGAUUCUCACAGACAGUGAGGCCUUUAUCAAUGGAACCAUUUCCCCAUCCUCCAGAAAAAUGUUUCUGUAUUCUGCCCACGACUUUAAUGUAGGCUGCCUCUUGCUGUCUUUAGAUGCUUUCGCAUUGCCUGAAAGUCCUCCUUAUGGAGCGGCAGUGUUACUUGAGCUUCACGAAAUUGAUGGCGUAUAUGGACUUAAGCUUUUCUACGUGGAUUACCGCAAGGGCAGCCCACAUGCUUUGUCGAUUCCUGGAUGUUCACAUUUUUGUCCUUUCGAUCAGUUCUAUUCUUUGGUUGAGGAGAUUUUGCCUGACUAGGAAAUUUCAUUUUAUGAAAAAACGGUUUUCAGCAUUGGAAACUGGAAAAUAUUAAAUAAUUGAAGUUA